AUGCUCUCUCAUAUCGUUGAGUAUGAAUGCCAAUACACUGAUCAGCUUUACAAGAAACGUAAAAUCUGGCACGAUGGUAGACUGAAAUACUUUCAGUUAAACAACAGAUUCAUGCUUUAUACGGAAAAGGAUAACGUUUUGUUAGCUAGUGAAUUUAAAAUAAAUUCAAAAGAGCUGAAAGCAAUUCUAAAUCCAGAAGGUUUUGAUAUUGAAGAACAUAGGAUUUUUAGUCAGUUUUUGGUGAUUAUUUCAAAUAUUAUUGAGGAGUACGAUAGAGAUAUUCAAGUGGCAGCAACGCAUGUUAGGGCAUAUCCUUCAAAUUUGUCGGUGCAAAAACAACGCCCUCUUAUCUCAGACAAUGCACCAAGUUUGAAUCAUAUCUCAACUGCGAGAGAAGUUCAUUCGAACAUAAAAGUCACAACUCCCAAUCGCAAGCAGACAGAGGACAAUGCCACCAAGGGAGGAUUCAACAUCAGCAAACUUACUCUGAAGGUCAAUAAGCCUUUCAAGAAGCCCAAGAGGAUAUUAAGUACUAAUGUGGUAAAUGAAUCAAAUAGACCGAGCAUAAGGAGCCAAAAGAUUCAGGAAGUGACACCACAACUACACGAAACAAACACAAGCACUAAAGUGCAGACAGCCGGAAAAGUUGCGUUGAAUAAUGAUAAUAUUGCGCAAGGUAAUUACGCCACGAUUACCGAAGAAGCUAAAGUCAGAGACGGUUCCGACAGAAAGAAAGAUAUGGCGAACCUAUCCAAAAGUGGUAAAAGGAGAGUGGGCGGGAUACGAAGAAUUGUUCACGAACCCCUCGGAAUUUGA
Saccharomyces cerevisiae S288C is the source of this 816-nucleotide messenger RNA. It is a transcript of the gene MTE1, whose product is annotated as Mte1p. The transcript has a single exon. The record is from RefSeq and is marked reviewed. NCBI's taxonomy places the organism in Eukaryota, Fungi, Ascomycota, Saccharomycetes, Saccharomycetales, Saccharomycetaceae. The coding region runs from base 1 to 816 and encodes 271 amino acids.